AUGGCUACUGGAGGAGGGGACCAAGUCUGGACGUGGAAGAAACCACUCCCUCCAAGUAAAGCCGCACUCAGGAAGGUCUUUGAGAACACCAGUCACCUCAGUUACCUCUGCAACAUCCUCUCAUUCCCUCUUGAUAAGAGUGAUGUUGACAGUGCAGUAGAGUACUAUGUACAGAGUACAGAUCCAAUGAAAAUGAGAAAGAUGAUAUUCAAUCUGGACUUCAUUAGAGACACAGCUCUAGCUGACUCAUUGAUGGAGUAUGCAGAGCCCCCAGCAGAUCCAUCCCUCAAUCCGCACCUCCUCAUACCAGUCUUUACUGCUAUAUCUGGAGACUGGGAGAAGAUUGAUGGCAACACUACAGUACCAGAUGCCAGGGCUGCUCUCUUCCGUGAGAAGUUCAGUGAUCGUGAUCAAGUCACUGCUGAGGCUGGGAAGUACUACGCUCUCUAUCAUCUUGAUCCCAGCUGGAAAGACUUAUCCCUCCAUCUCUAUGCAGCAGGAAAAACAAAGGCUGUGGGGAUUGCCAAACCUCACGUACAGACUGUGAUUGACCCCAGCCUGACUCCAGCCACAUCCUACAAGUCACACGACCCAUGUCCCACUGUGGAGUAGUAGG
This is a messenger RNA of Geodia barretti, 616 nucleotides long. NCBI's taxonomy places the organism in Eukaryota, Metazoa, Porifera, Demospongiae, Tetractinellida, Geodiidae. The record is from the annotation of a GenBank genome assembly.